Molecule: messenger RNA, 1392 nt
Organism: Strongyloides ratti
Lineage: Eukaryota; Metazoa; Nematoda; Chromadorea; Rhabditida; Strongyloididae
Exons: 2
Coding region: 1-1392 (463 amino acids)
Source: RefSeq, a predicted model, not a curated record
AUGAACUUUUUGGUAUUUAUAUUUUUCUUAAUAUCACUAUUUACUAUUUCAUUGGCAUCAUUUUGUGGAAAAUAUGGUGUUCCAUUCUCUUUUGAAGUCCUUUCUGAUGGUGCUCCUGUUUUAGGAUGUGCACAACCUUCUUGUAUCUUACAACCAGAAGAUGGAGAAGAUGACUCUGAAUUUUUGACAGACGAAAAUGGAGAAAAAGAUGGAUUUUUUAGAGAAGGUGAUAAAUCAAUUAAAAAAUCUAAAUUUGUUGGUGGUUUACCUAAGUUUCAUGCCAAUUGUAGUGGAGAAUUUAAUGAACUUACAUGUAAUAAAAAAAAUCAUUGGGUUGGUGGUAUUGAAUACAUUGAUCAUCCAAGACAACCAUUAAUUCUUCAAUGUUGUUCUUUUGAAGGUUUAAAAUUUUCUCAAGAAGUUGGUACAACACGUGUUAAUCCAAAUGAAGCUAUAAAUGGAGGUGAAGUAAUUCGUAAUGGAAGACAAAUUUCUUUUGAUGUUAUUUCUAAUGUAAAAAAAGUAACUGAUGAAGAUGGAACUAAAGUUGGUUAUGAAGUAACAGUUCGUCGUAUGAAUUGUCUUCCAGAUCCACCAGAGCCAACUGUUGAUGUUGAUGAAGAAGCACCAGAAGAAAUUGUUAAAGUAUUAGAAGUUGUUAGUGCUGCUGAAAAAAAAGCCAUUAAUAAUGGAGUAAAUAAUGAAAUGACAAAGAAAGAUGAUUCACAAAUUCCUAAACAAUUUGGCCAACCAAAUGUUCCAAUUCAUCAAAAUUAUGUAAAUAAUAAACCAACUCAAAAUUUAAUAAAUGGACAACAAGGAAAUGUUUAUCCAAAUAAUCAAGUUCCACAAAAUAUUUACAAUAAUCAACAACCAUAUAAUAAUGUCCAACAACCUUAUAAUAACAACAAUAAUAAUAAUGUUAAUGUUCAACAACCAUAUAAUAACAAUAAUAAUAUGCAGCAACCAUAUAAUAAUAAUCUUAGACAACCAUACAACAACAAUAAUAAUAAUGUCCAACAACCAUAUCCUGUUCAAACAACUCCAGCACCAUUUGUAUUUCCAACAAUUCCACCAUUCACUCUUGCUACUCAUACAUUCCCACCUAGCUUAUUUUCUCAUCUUCAUACUCUUCCACCACAUUUCCAACAUCCUGGAUUUGGAGGAUCACCACAAACAGCAGUUGGAGGUGUACCAUCACAACAAAUCCCAUUUACUUUCCCAACAAUGGCACCAUUACCAACACAUCCAACUCUUCCACCAAUAGCACUUCCACAACAUCCAGCAAUGCAUGGAGCAACCCAAUUCCAACUUCCAGGUUUCCCACCACUUUCUCUUCCAUCUUUUGGAUCUUUUGCUCCACAAUCUCCAACUGUACAAAAAACCAAAUAA